GCUUAUUUAUAUACAGUCUAUGAGAGAGACGCAUAAACGGCGCUAAAUGAGAUAACACAAAUACUAAAAUAUGAUGAAAACGAAUCAACAGGAAAACGAGAAAAAGUGCGAAGACAUAGAAGUGCCUCAGACAGCGGAGGAAAGAGAAAAAGUAAAGUUAGUGAGUUGCUCUGAGGGUUUAAAUGUGGAACAACAAAACCAAACGGACCGUCAGGAGGAGCAGCAGGAUGAUGACGACAUUUAUGAACUCCCUACACCGUUUAACUUAAUUUUCCAGAGAUAUGAAGGGGAAACCUGUGACGGGCAGUUUCAUGGAGAGGGGGUUGCUUGUUUUGAAGGAGGACAUAUGUACAAGGGGGUGUUUUCCAAAGGACUUAUGGAUGGACAUGGUGUCUUUACAUGGGCAGGUGGAUUGAAAUAUGAGGGAGAAUUCGUGAGCAACAUACCCAUGGGCCAAGGCACCUACACCUGGCCGGAUGGCAGCUCCUAUAAGGGGGAAGUAUACAAUGGUGUAAGACAUGGGACUGGAACCUACAAAGCAAAAAACAAUGUGUCAUACACAGGGCAGUGGGAUCAGGGCAAGAGGCAUGGGAAGGGUACAAUGCAUUAUAACCAGGAUAAGAGCUCUUGGUACAAAGGAGAUUGGGUGAAGAACAACAGAGAGGGAUGGGGAGUGAGAUGCUACCCCUCUGGUAACAUGUACUCUGGUGAGUGGAAGGACAACGUGAGACACGGAGAUGGCACAAUGAGUUGGCAGAAACUGGGGCUGCAGUAUGUAGGGAUGUGGCAGAAUGGAGUCCAACAUGGUCGAGGCACACACACCUGGAUCCUGAAGCGAGUGGAUGGGUCACAGUACACCCAGAGCAAUCAGUACACAGGGGACUCUGUCCAGGGUCAGAGGCACGGGCAGGGAACCUUUUACUACGCCAGUGGUGCGAUCUAUGAAGGAGAAUGGAGGAAGAAUAAAAAACAUGGAAAGGGAAAGUUCACUUUUGAAGAUGGGCAUAUCUUUGAAGGAGAGUUUGUGGACGAUCAGAUGAUGACACACAAAGCUCUCACUCCUCUGUCUGGUUCAUCUAUCCUAGGACCAGACAUGGCUCUGAACAUUGAAUGUCUUCUGCAGAAAAUCCCUGAAAGAAAGCACGACACUGAGAUUAAACAGGUGGAGUGUGUGGUGCUGAGGCUGGACAGAGAGCUGAGAUCCAUCUACGGUUUCUACGGCAGACUUGGCCACGCCCACUCCCCAGAUAACACCUUCCUGCUGACCCGCCUGCAGCUCUGGCGCCUGCUCAGAGACUGUAACAUCCACCAUCACGGCAUCACUCUGACACAGAUAGACCAUUUUAUCAAAGAGGAUUCUGGAACAGCAGAGGUCCACUCUCCUUUCACUCCCAUGCUUCUGCGUCGGUUCCUCAGCUGUCUCGUGGUUGUGGCUUACCACAUCUACCAUGAAGACAUGGCGUCACAAAAAAACCUUCUGGCUGCCUGCUUUUCCAAACUGAUGACAGACAACAUCCUUCCUAAUGCUAAGAAUAUAAAAGGUUUCCUCUUUAGGCAGCCGGACUGUGCAGUAAUGGCUGUGAAAUACUUAAAGAAGUGCUGGCAAGUCUACCAGGCUUACUGCAAGGUCAAUGUUGCCCCUAGAGAUGACCAGAGCAUGACCUGCAGACACCUGCUGUGGAUGUUCAAGGAUCUCUGUCUGCUGGACAAUAACCUGACCACAGCAAAACUACUGCAGAUCAUCACUGCAGAGAGCCAUGACCCCAGCAACAUGUCCUCCUGUCUGGAUCUGGAGAUUACAUUCCUGGAGUUUUUUGAGGUCCUUCUGGGCUCUGCUGAGGUGAAGUUUCAGCAGGUUUCUGAAGGCCUGAAGGAGAGCCGGUCACCAUCCUGCCCCGACACUGAGGCCAGGAGGGAUCUACCUAAGGUGGAAGCAAGAGAGAAUAUUUUGCACUACAGACUACACUACAGACUGCCCUUGAGCCUCUCCUGACCUCUGCACCCCUCACUUACUUUGUUUACUU
Messenger RNA from Centropristis striata (black sea bass), 2024 nucleotides. RefSeq names its product radial spoke head 10 homolog B (gene rsph10b). NCBI's taxonomy places the organism in Eukaryota, Metazoa, Chordata, Actinopteri, Perciformes, Serranidae. The transcript has 15 exons. The record is from RefSeq and is a predicted model, not a curated record. Bases 71 to 1993 code for a protein of 640 amino acids.